Pezoporus flaviventris is the source of this 2838-nucleotide messenger RNA. It is a transcript of the gene SRSF2, whose product is annotated as serine and arginine rich splicing factor 2. Gene Ontology annotation, molecular function: RNA binding. Lineage: Eukaryota; Metazoa; Chordata; Aves; Psittaciformes; Psittacidae. The transcript has 3 exons. Bases 339 to 1004 code for a protein of 221 amino acids. The record is from RefSeq and is a predicted model, not a curated record.
CGCGGGCGGCGCCCGCUCAUUUCCUCCCAGCGGCGGGUAGGGGCGGCCGCUGUUGGCGCCGCGCCUCCGCUCCGGCCUUAGGCCGCCUGCUCUGCCCCCGCCCCGAGCAACGAGGUGGGUGCCUGCGCCUCCCUCUUCGCUGAGGACCUUGCGGCGUUGCCCUAUGCCCUGCACCUCUUCUCCUUUCUGGACUCUUCUAGGCCGCCGCUCCGGCGCUCCCCCUCCGGUGUGAGGCGCUUCCCUCUGAGGGCCGCGCCGUCUCGUAAGGCGCUCCCUCUUCCCUUUCCUCGGGUUUCUUCUCCUCAGCCGCCGCCGCCCCCCGGGGGCUGUUGCCCGCCAUGAGUUACGGGCGUCCGCCGCCGGACGUGGAGGGCAUGACGUCCCUCAAGGUGGACAACCUGACCUACCGUACUUCCCCGGACACGCUCCGGAGGGUCUUCGAGAAGUACGGCCGUGUGGGCGACGUCUACAUCCCGCGGGACCGCUACACCAAGGAGAGCCGCGGCUUCGCCUUCGUUCGUUUCCACGACAAACGCGAUGCCGAAGAUGCCAUGGAUGCCAUGGACGGGGCCGUGCUGGACGGCCGCGAGCUCCGAGUGCAGAUGGCCCGUUACGGCCGUCCCCCUGACUCGCACCAUAGCCGGCGGGGCCCGCCGCCGCGCCGCUACGGGAGCAGCGGCUACGGCCGCCGCAGCCGCAGCCCUAGAAGACGCCGUCGCAGCCGAUCUAGAAGCAGGAGCCGCUCUAGAUCCCGCAGUCGGUCCCGUUACAGUCGAUCCAAAUCCCGGUCUCGCACACGCUCUCGGUCUCGCUCCACCUCCAAGUCCAGGUCUGCCAGGAGAUCCAAAUCAAAGUCCUCAUCUGUCUCCAGAUCCCGGUCCAGGUCUAGAUCCCGGUCCAGAUCUAGAAGCCCUCCCCCAGCCUCAAAGAGGGAAUCCAACUCUAGAUCCAGAUCUAAGAGCCCUCCUAAGUCUCCGGAAGAAGAAGGAGCUGUAUCCUCCUAGGAGCAUGCUGCGGUCUCCUGUUUGCUAAAAGAAUAUUGGCCAGUAUUGCAGAUUUUAACUGAUUUGGCUGAUCCUCCAGGGACCAGUUUCUGUGGGCGUGUAUUGGAGCAGGUUUGUCUUUAACUGUUAAAGAUACACUAUCCUUUUAUAACGGAAGAUCGGUUCAGUGGCCGUUAAACUGACUGGAGGUAAUAACUGUUCUAGAAAAGUGGCAAAUUGCAACGAGAAAACCACGGAAACUAGGUUUUUUCCUCAAGUUGACAUCUUGAAGAGGCUUCUAAGGAUACACACCGGGUGGGGAAAGGAUAGUGUGUCUUUAACCCUUCAAACUGUUUGGUCCUGUUUUUGAAAGGAAAGGGCCUAAGCUAGAAUUGAAGUUAGAUAACUGUAGCAAAAUUAGUCACCUUUUGUGUUUUGAAUGCUACUUAGAGUUUAGUUAAGUCUUUAAGAAAUACUAGUUUUAUAACUUUUAUAUAACUUUUCAUAAUCUAUUGUUGAACAGGCUGAAUUGAAGUUAAUGGUGGCUUGAUCUCCAGCCUGAUGCUUACUCUUCUUUGUAACUACAUAUUCUGAUACAGAACCUUGCAUUUGGCCUCUGAAGUAAAGCAACACAUUUGGGGGGGGAGGUGGAGCACUAUGGAAAUUCCUAAAGCUUAAUUAAAUUAGGCAAAGCCAGUUGAAACACAACUAGGAGUAUACCUGAAGUCAUCCCCACAACCAAGAGAGACAAGGUAGAAACCUGGCUGAACUUUUCUUUCUUCAAACCUAGAUGCAUCACAUAAAUGAGAGCUUCCAUAAAGGACGCCUUUGGGGGGAAAGGAUCGCUUGAGUCUUCAGUCCCUUGGAGAGCCCUGGCCCGAGCAACCAGCUGAUGAAAAGGUUAUUUUGUAACAUUUUGUCUAACUUUUUACUUGUUUAAGUUGCGCCUCAAGUGGCAGAUUUUACAUUUUAUGUGCCAUUUUGUUGCUGUUAUUCAAAUUUCUUGUAAUUUAGUGAAGUGAACGACUACCGAUUUCAUUAUUGGCUUGGAUAUUUGAGGUAAAACUUCAUUUUUGUUUAUAUAGUGCUGACUUCUAUUUCAAAUUAAAACUGAUGGUAACUUGCUGCCUCCAGUUUCAUACUGAGGAAACGGGCAGCCAUUACAUGCUGAGUAGCUAACUCUUGUCAAAAACGACUUUCAAUUUUGUCUUCAUUCCUUAAAUAAAACCCUGCCAGACUUCAAUUUGAAACUUAACUGUAAAUGCUUUUUUUUUUUAAUUAUUAUUACUUUGACUUUAAAUAGUAUCUUUAAAUUCAAAUUGAUAGAAAUCUUUUCAGGUGACAGUUAAUAUUUGAAAAGGAUUGUUUUAUCAGCCUCAAUUCUAAUCUCUUCUCUUAUGUAUUUUUGUGCACUAGGCGCAGUUGUGUAGCAGUUGAGUAAUGCUGGUUAGCUGUUAAGGUGGCGUGUUGCAGUGCAGAGUGCUUGGCUGUUUCCUGUUUUCUCCUGAUUGCUCCUGUGUAACGAUGCCUUGUCGUGCAGAAACAAAUGGCUGUCCAGUUAAUUAAAAUGCCUGACAACUGCACUUCCAGUCACCCGGGCCUUGCGUAUAAAUAAUGGAGCAUACAGUGAGCACAUCUAGCUGAUGAUAUACACACCUUAUUUUUUCCAGAAUGGUAAAACUUUACCAACCUACAUAUAUGAACUUAUAUAUACGAGAAAUGUAAUGUUAAGACAAAAAAUGGUUCAUUCCUUUGUAAGUACUGAUUGGUGUAUCUUUUGCUUAAGACAUUCUGUACUAUACCCACUGUCUCUGUAGUUAAUAUUAAACGUUUUUUCUGUGUUAACUUUUCUCAA